Fulvia fulva is the source of this 1485-nucleotide messenger RNA. RefSeq lists its product as uncharacterized. Lineage: Eukaryota; Fungi; Ascomycota; Dothideomycetes; Mycosphaerellales; Mycosphaerellaceae. The record is from RefSeq and is a predicted model, not a curated record. The coding region runs from base 1 to 1485 and encodes 494 amino acids. The transcript has a single exon.
AUGCCAGUACAACGCAAGCGCAAGGCCGUUGCUGUGGUGGAAACCGCCAGUAAACAAAGUCGACCGACCAAGGCUCAGAGGGGCAUCAAGAGUUUUGGGAGUAUCGGGAAGGCGAACACAGUCGACAGCGAUGUGAAAAAGCGGAAGACACAACAUGGACGCGACCAGACGCCUCCUCCAGCGCCGGCGGCGAAGGUCGCAACCACAGCACAGAACAAGAGGAAACGCGCCAUUGACACGGAAGACGAUGAAGACGAGAUCAUCGUCAGCUCCAAGGCUUCCACUUCUGCAAACGACAUCUCGUCGAAUGUAAUGUCUACACCACGGAAUAAGCGCAUCAAGAACGUAGCGCCUCCCUCGCCAGCACAAACAUCUACCCGAGGCGCCGCAGCGCUGUUCGACAACCUGAAGCUCGACGCGAAUGCACGAGCGAUUCCUUGCGCGCUCACGCAGCAGAAGCUCUCAUACGAAACGCCUCCAGACACACCGAAGCACGAGAAACGCGACCUAGAUUUGAGCUUCCCGGUCGAGCUCGAGAAGCUUGAAGAUCUUUAUUCCUCUUUCCUCAAAUCACUUCAUCUGUACUAUUCGCAUCAUGGUAGCGCUUCGCCAGUCGAACUUGGAACACUUUUGCCAUCUCUAUCGAAGCAUUGGAAAAAACGAGCCGUGAAGUUGGAGGAUGUACAGCGAAUCUUGGCCGUGUCGGACCAGAAGCAGCGCAGCUUCACGCUACAAGAUUUCGGACGUGCAGGAAUCUGCCUCGUGCGGACCGAAGCUCAAGGCCGAGCCUUGAAGCGAUCAUCAAGUUACAUCGAUGAAGAUGAGCUCAACCGGAAGUUCGAGGAUGCAUUGCAGAAAUCAUGGUAUACAUGGCAGCACAGCGUGCCAAAGGAAAACCGGACAGCAUCCGUGUUCCUAGAUCAACUACCACUGCUCGAAAUCACACAAAACGAAGCCACAGCAAAGGCAGCACCCAUCUUCGCCCGCGGGCAACAACGACUGGCAGACCUCAAAGCAGGCGUAGCAGCAGCAAGAGCCGAAGCACCGAAGCCGUCGUCAGAGGAAGUAGCGGCGAUCAAAUCCGUGAAAGCAGCGCAAACACGAGGCACAGCACUUCUAGAUCGCAUCCUAGCCAAGCAGAACCUGUCCUCCGGUCUUGCGUCCGGACCCACGAAAGAGCAAUUGGAACGAAAGUCGGCUUUACAUCGACUUGACGACGUUGCGAGAGUGCUGUCGCUGCUGGUAGGCACCAAAGAACGAUGCAGUCUGAGCAUGCCGGCGAUAACGCAACAACUGCAGCAAAGUCUGAGAAAUCCAAUCAGCAGGGAUGAAGUGGAUCGGUGCUUGACGCUGCUUGAUAAGGAGAUCGCGCCCGGGUUUGUGAGAGUCAUCCAGAGUGGAGAAGUGAAGGGCAUUGUCAUUGUCCGGAGUGCGAGUGUCGGACUUGCAGAGAUCAGAGCAAGAGUGGACAGGACUUUGGCAUGA